GAGCGCACACAAACCUUCUGAGCGCACACAAACCUUCUGAGCGCACAGAAACCUCCUGAGCGCACACAAACCUUCUGAGCGCACACAAACCUUCUGAGCGCACACAAACCUUCCGAGCGCACACAAACCUUCUGGACUCCAUGGAUCAGCGCAGCCUGCAGCAGUGCUGAGCAGCAGCAGCAUCUCCAAACCAGCAGCUCUCCAUCUUCGGCCAUGGCGCUCCUCUAGAGGAGGAGGUUUGUUUUCCAGAGAAGGAGAGAAGAGCUGCUCCCUGUCCUCCUGCCGCCUCCUCUCCCUCAGAGAUGAUGUUCUCCUCUGCAGGGAAGCGCUGCUUCACGAUAGAGUCUCUGGUGGCCAAAGAGAACCCGCUGAGCGAGGAGCCGAUCCGCCCGACGGCGCUAAGUUACUCCAACCCGACCACAGACGCCUUAAUGAACAGCUACCAGGCCCCGCCGACCCGGUCCCUCUAUCAGACCCCGGACCUGGUGUUCCCGGACACGGUGAGCCACCCCUCCCUCACCGUGGCUCCGCACCAGCUCGGGGGCUCCCACCUACAGCACCCGCACUUCUUCGGGACGCAGCACCGAGACCCGCUCAACUUUUACCCCUGGGUGCUGCGGAACCGGUUCUUUGGACACAGAUUCCAAGGUAACGACGUGUCCCAGGACAGCCUGCUCCUCCACGGUCCUUUCGCCAGGAAGCCGAAGCGCAUCCGGACGGCCUUCUCCCCGUCGCAGCUGCUGCGCCUGGAGCGAGCCUUCGAGAAGAACCACUACGUGGUGGGAGCCGAGCGCAAGCAGCUGGCCAACAGCCUGAGUCUGUCCGAAACACAGGUGAAGGUGUGGUUCCAGAACAGGCGGACCAAGUACAAGCGGCAGAAGCUGGAGGAGGAGGGCCCGGACAGCCAGCAGAAGAAGAAGGGGAACCACCACAUCAACAGAUGGCGCCUGGCCACCAAGCAGGCCAGCUCCGAGGACAUCGACGUCACCUCAGAGGACUAAAACACUGAGCUGCCUGCUCGACGCUCCAGAGGACCAACACUAUUUAUUAUGUAACAUUAUGAAGUAUAAUUAGACACAUUAGAGACAGACAUGAACAUGUGAUGAGCAGCUCUGUGCUCUGACGUCUGCACAGAUCAUCUUUGGUGUUUGACGACCAAAGAAGAAGAAACAGCGUCCACCUCGCCCGUAGUGUUUGUGUUUUUUUAAAUUGUACAUAGGCGGCUCAGAAGAGGCCAUUUUGUUUCAUUAAAGCUGUUUUUACCACCUGCUUAGGUCAUUAACACCUCACUGCUCACCCCGCCCACCGCACCACCUGUGAGCCACGGUAAUUUAAAUUUCUCCUCCAUGGCGAGAACACGCGGCACACUUUCAAUCCGCCCGGCGACAGAACAGGCCACACGAGAACAAAGCAGGAAGUGAAGCAGGCGUCAGAAGAAGCUCCACGUUGGACUCAUGGCGAGCUGAGCUCAGAGCUCGCAGCUUUGUGAUGCACGGAGCACAUCUGCAUUUGUUGAACAUCUGCUGUGUCAUUGAGCGCCGUGUGUCGUAUGAAACAUGUAAUUACACAAAAGAUGUUUUAGAAAUAAAAACAAAAACGUUUCUCUGAUUGUGAUUCAGACGCUCGCUGUUCACGGGUCACGUCUGCAGGUUCUUUGAGCAGCAGCAGGUUCCACUCAUUAGUUUCCUUCCUCUCCGGGCUGAAGGUUCAUGUGUAAAUCAGUGCGAGACAUGCCGCUGCCGUGUUUGAUUGGAAUGAAAAACCUGCCGACAUUCACGGCGUCCGCGGCGUCCGAGGCGGGAACAGUCCAACCAAAGACGGAUUUCCCAUUUUCAGGUUGUUUCAUGUUUGGGGGGGCGCUCACUUCCCUCCGAUUGAGACUCAGGCAGCUGGAAUGUUGCAGGACAGUAGCACAGGUGUCAGGUGUGUUACCUAUCGGCCGGUAUUUCCUCCAAAUUCCAGCAGAAAUAAUUCCCAUCCAGAGGGUGAAACAAGAGGGAAAGUGGUGACUAUUGUGUGGCAGCACUUUGAGCAGAUCGCCUCAGUAAUCACCUGUCAAAAGAAACGGAAGGAAUCUCCUCCUAAUGACCCCGAGGCUUCAGAGCUGAGCCUGACGUCUGACCCCGUCCUCUUUGUUUUGUAAGCCAAGAAACCAGAGAGACGGCGAGGAGCAGAGGAGGGUGGAGGGCGGGUGGAGGGAGGGUGGAGGGAGGCGGGAAAGUGAAAUACUGCAGAGUUUUUACAAAAGAUGCAGAAAGGGGCCACAUGGCUUGUUUUGAGUUUCCACGACAUCCUAUCCUCAGUGCAGGUGCAAACACACGUCAGAGGACUCGCAGCCAAAUAAACAGCAGAACCAGAGCUCGCCACGACGAGCUCGCCACCACCCGCCUGUGGUCAGAGGACGACUAACGAGAGCUGCACCUCCUCCAUCGUCUGCGAGGAAAACAAUUAAGAGAAAUCUCCCUCAACGCUGCGUCUCCUGACGCCUGAGUCAGCAGAGAGCAGGAAUCCACCGAGAACAGGAGGCUCCAGAGGAGGAGGUGGGGGAAGGAGGCGCCGGGCUCCUCCUGCUGCUGCUGCAGAGGCGACUGCUUGAUUACAUGUUGUCUCACCUCGCGCUGCAAAGCGCACGUGUGUUAUUGUCGUUAGUUAUGAAGGUGCAUGUUUAGCCAGAAAUCAUGCGGCGUGCUCACAGUUUGUCACAUCGCAUCAGAUUCAGUCAAAUCACAGAAACAGAAAGAUUCAUGUUUGACACUGAGGCGACUUCCCACGGCUACAGAUCAUUUAUCAUCUUCACCAAGACAUGAAGUCAGAGCUCGUUUUUAAAAGUGUGACUGAAUAAAAACCGAACGUUAGAAUAUUUAUUACAAGUUUCAGCCAUCAGGUCACGUUUCUGUGAAAUUCAACCAAAUGUGAAAAAAAUAAAAUUUUCUUUAUUUGUUUGUGUUCAAUGAACGAGCUUCUGUUUGUGUUUGUCGUGCACCACCAGCCUCCACCCAGCAUCCACCCAGCAUCCGCCCGUCCUGCAUGCGGCGUCUUGUCGGAUUACGCCGCAUCGCAGCCGACCGUGCCGAGCUGCGUUCCCUCGGCAACCGUGCAAACACGCUGAUCGCACAGAUCGUGACAAAAGAUAACAGAACGUUUAUAUAAAGACAGGAAGAUCACACCGACACCA
Molecule: messenger RNA, 3175 nt
Organism: Larimichthys crocea (large yellow croaker)
Lineage: Eukaryota; Metazoa; Chordata; Actinopteri; Sciaenidae
Gene: emx1
Product: empty spiracles homeobox 1
Exons: 3
Coding region: 303-1001 (232 amino acids)
Biological process (GO): central nervous system development; regulation of transcription by RNA polymerase II; brain development
Cellular component (GO): nucleus
Molecular function (GO): RNA polymerase II cis-regulatory region sequence-specific DNA binding; DNA-binding transcription factor activity, RNA polymerase II-specific
Source: RefSeq, a predicted model, not a curated record